GUCUUGAAACUAAAUCUUUUAUACCUACCUUUGGCUCAGAAGUUGGUAAAUUUAUCCACUUCUACGUCGGUAUGAAAUUGCACCUCUCGUUUGUCUGGAGGUGCAAAUGGUUACAAGUCGUAUAUCCGGUGACAAGCAUGUCAACUUCGAUAUAAUGUCAGAGGGGAAUCAUGGAUGUAUUAUCAAUGAACUUGGAUUCAAAUCUGAACAGUGCAUUUGUUGGGAUGCCAUUGACCUACAGAAGAAAUGAUUCUCUCUUAAGUAGAAGCUGCAGAAAACAAAUUUGAGUUACAGUCUCAAAUGACAGAAAUCAACAGAAAUCAACAUCUGUUUGAGCAUGAAGCACAAUGUGUGCAUGGUAUCAGAUUUCUUCUACCCGAACAUGGGAGGGGUGGAGAGUCACAUAUACCAACUCUCCCAGUGUCUCUUAGCCAGAGGUCACAAGGUCAUCAUCAUCACCCAUUUCUAUGGUGACAGACGAGGUGUGCGCUACCUCACCAAUGGCCUUAAAGUAUACUACCUGCCAUUUGUGACAAUGUAUAACCAGUGCAUCCUGCCCACCAUCUUUACAACAUUCCCACUUCUCAGGAAUAUUUUUAUACGAGAAAGCAUCUCUAUUGUACAUGGCCAUUCCGCCUUCUCCACCUUGGCCCAUGAAGCCAUGUUUCAUGCACGUACCAUGGGACUCAAGGCCAUUUUCACAGACCAUUCUUUGUUUGGGUUUGCCGAUGCCAGUUCCAUCCUCACCAACAAGGUUCUCAAGUUUUCAUUGGCUGAUUGCAGUCAUGUGAUAUGUGUAUCUCAUACAAGCAAGGAGAAUACAGUGCUUAGAGCCUCCAUUGCUCCAGACAAAGUGUCAGUAAUCCCCAAUGCUGUAGACGCAGCUAUGUUUACACCAGAUCCUAGUAAGAGACAUGCUGGCAAAGUGACCAUAGUGGUGGUCAGUCGUCUUGUGUACAGGAAAGGAAUGGACCUACUGGCCGGAAUCAUCCCAGAGCUCUGUCUUAAACACCCAGACGUCCAGUUUAUUAUUGGUGGGAAUGGUCCAAAGAGGAUUCUCCUGGAGGAAGUAAGGGAGAAAUAUGAGCUACAUGACAGAGUUCAUCUCCUAGGCAGCCUGGAACACAGUAAAGUACAAGAGGUUUUAGUGCAGGGCGAUAUAUUUCUCAACACGUCAUUGACGGAAGCUUUUUGUAUUGCAAUUGUGGAAGGGGCUUGUUGUGGCUUACAGGUGGUGAGCACUAAGGUGGGUGGUAUACCAGAGGUCCUCCCCCCAGGGGCAAUCUUUCUGGCUGAGCCCAGCGUCUCCUGCCUUGUUGUCGAGCUGGAGAAGGCUAUAGUGAAAUGUCGUGAGGGAAGUGUAGACCCUUACGCUACACACAUGGCUGUGAGAGACUUGUACACCUGGCAGGAUGUCGCCCGCAGGACAGAGCUUGUAUAUGAUGCUGUGAUGACCACCCCUUCCCCAGAUCUGCAGGAAAGAAUCUCCACGUAUUAUGGCUGUGGUCCUUUGGCAGGAAAACUGUUUGUGAUAGCGGUCAUGUUGAAUUGUUUUGUCUUACUGCUACUACAGUGGAUGUUCCCCUCAGAGGGCUUUGAGAGGGCUCCAGAAUUCCCCCGAAAAUCAGUAGAACAGGGACUUCCCCAUGUCAUAGAACCAAAUGGACGUGUACGGAAACGGUUAAAAAGGAAAGCUCACAAAGCUCAUUUCUCUUGACAAAGGCUGAAUUUAGCUGAAGUACUGUGUAAAGACAUUGACAAUUAUCUUAUGGACUAUGCAAUGUUUUUACAAUGGUCACUUGUGUUAUUUCCAGUAGCAGAAAUACUUUUAUAUCGUACACUGUUUUUUACCUUUUUAUACCAUGUAACAUGUGUUUACGAAUGAAAUCAUGGAGAUUAUUUACUGAGUAUCAACCAGAUUCCCUCAAACUAUAAACAAAUCAAAUCAAUCAGUAAUAUUUUAACA
Messenger RNA from Liolophura sinensis, 1966 nucleotides. RefSeq names its product phosphatidylinositol N-acetylglucosaminyltransferase subunit A-like. Gene Ontology annotation, molecular function: phosphatidylinositol N-acetylglucosaminyltransferase activity. The record is from RefSeq and is a predicted model, not a curated record. Lineage: Eukaryota; Metazoa; Mollusca; Polyplacophora; Chitonida; Chitonidae. The coding region runs from base 338 to 1717 and encodes 459 amino acids. The transcript is spliced from 13 exons. Gene Ontology annotation, biological process: GPI anchor biosynthetic process. Gene Ontology annotation, cellular component: glycosylphosphatidylinositol-N-acetylglucosaminyltransferase (GPI-GnT) complex.